Molecule: messenger RNA, 1047 nt
Organism: Sparassis crispa
Lineage: Eukaryota; Fungi; Basidiomycota; Agaricomycetes; Polyporales; Sparassidaceae
Exons: 4
Coding region: 1-1047 (348 amino acids)
Source: RefSeq, a predicted model, not a curated record
AUGGUGACAGGUGUCAGUGUGAAGGAUAAGUGGCCUGUUGCAGAUCAGGGCAUUAUGCUGGAGCGGAAGAAUGAGCAGGCUGGAGAAACAUACCUGAAUCCCUCGUUUGACUUCGGGGUACAACAUGCAGAUAAUAGGAAGCUGCUGCUCCGAGUGCGUGACAUUGUGUAUGGCGAACUAAUGGAUGAGAAGACGCGACCGGAGUUCAUGAAUGAUUCAACCAUGUUGAUCACUGCGGACACAGUGUACGAGUUAGCAAAAACCUUAUGGAGCGGCUUCAAGGAGGCUUACCGUGGGCAAAUCAGAGCGGACAAGAAGGUGCUGCAGGAACGCAAUGCGCAGAAUACAAGACGUAUGCAGUGCCGUAGACUGAAAUCCAGUAAACUUCUACUUGGCAUUCCCACCUAUAUCAAAGAACAUGGUGUCGACCCGAGGGAGCUGAUAACCCCCGAGAUGAUGUCAGAUGACGCCUCCGGACCUGAGAUUGUAGGUGAAGAAACCAAGGACGACUGGAGGAAACGUAUGGCAGAGGAAGCUGGGAUGGGAGAGCUGCCGGACUCUGUCUUGCAGAAGCUUAGAUUUUUUGAGAUCAUAAGGCCCAAUUGGCGUUCUGAAGAGUACUCCGAUAUCUUGCACAAGCUGUGGGACUAUUUCUGGGCGACUCUGCAACCUAAAGACCGGCAGGAAUUCAAUCAGCGUGUGUACUCAGAAACACGAUCAAGCGAUCAUCCUCCUGCCAUUGCUCCAUUCAACUUCGGCAUCAAUCGUGAGUGGUACGAGAAACACAAGGACACAUACCCAAACUCCGUGUUGCUGCACGACUGGUAUACCUUUGGUGAUCCUGCUGGCUUCGGGCAACAUGCGGACAGUACUCAGGGAGGAGCAGACGAUGAUCCUGCUGUCGGGGGAGAUGAGGAUGAGCCCAAUGCCCAUGGAGCACACGGAUCAACUUGUUCCACACACCGGUCUCGCUCGCAAUCUCCCAGCUUCCACUCCGGUACACCUUCCGGCAGCGACUCAGAGUCCAGUGACGACAACUCAAAUUAA